GACUCCAGGAAAAUAUCACAGGAUAUUUCAUUGAGUUAAUAGUUGCUAUUGGCAUUUUUUGAUGUUGCAAAUUCACCAUAGCUUUACACUUCUCUGGACAACUUGUUGAUGUUAUUUAUUUGCCAGUGAAUGACACACUGCAGGUGGUGACUUGUGAGGCAACUGUGAGAUGUACUGCUGAAUAUUUGAUGUAAUUCUCAAAGGAUAUAAUCAAUCAAUCAGCAGUGUUUUUGCCUUGGUCGAGAGGGAGAUUGACUGAGAGGAAAAAUCAUUAAGAAAGCUACCUCAAAUACCAGCUAUUUACAGUCUUAAACCAGAAAGAGGAAAAGAGAUGGCACAGACAGAAGGAGGAAAAGAGCAGGGGCGUGUCAAGACCGGGGACCAGCUUGGGGCCAAAACUGCUGCUGGAGCCCCGAUAGCAGGCGGAGGAGUGGUGGUGGAGGUCAGGGAGAAAAAGGGACCUCUGCGGGCUGCAAUUCCCACAAUGCCUUUCCCUCUGGCUGUCAUCUGUCUGUUUCUGAACACCUUCAUACCUGGACUCGGUACCUUCAUCUCAGCGUUCACGGUGCUGUGUGGAGCUCGCAGCGAGCUGAUCUCAGAGCGAGGUGUUUGUUGUGUGUUCUGGCUCAACGUGGCAGCAGCCCUCAUCCAGAUACUGACAGCUGUUAUCAUGGUUGGAUGGAUCAUGAGCAUCUUCUGGGGAAUGGACAUGGUCAUCCUGGCAAUUUCUGAUGGCUACAGAGACCAAGGUCUUCCUCAGGACGUCUAAGAGAUGUCCCUCUCCUGUUUGAUGGAUCACAUGGACAGUUUGACCUCUUCAACCUCCCCGAUGCCCAAUGGUGACCUUUAGCUUUGUGACGACCUGUAGCCGCCUGUCUUUCGAACGCCGGCCCACAGAAAGAAGCACUAAUGGGAAAAUAAA
Molecule: messenger RNA, 922 nt
Organism: Plectropomus leopardus (leopard coralgrouper)
Lineage: Eukaryota; Metazoa; Chordata; Actinopteri; Perciformes; Serranidae
Source: RefSeq, a predicted model, not a curated record